Molecule: messenger RNA, 4457 nt
Organism: Pseudopipra pipra
Lineage: Eukaryota; Metazoa; Chordata; Aves; Passeriformes; Pipridae
Gene: ALDH8A1
Product: aldehyde dehydrogenase 8 family member A1
Exons: 7
Coding region: 2295-3761 (488 amino acids)
Biological process (GO): retinoic acid metabolic process
Molecular function (GO): retinal dehydrogenase (NAD+) activity
Source: RefSeq, a predicted model, not a curated record
UUGUCCUGAAGAAAUAAUUGCAGUUUUUCUCAUGUUAGUCAGUGCAGCUACUGCGAAUACACGUCUUUCAUCCAAAAAACUCUUUUCUGCAAAGGCUGACAGUUUAAUCUUGUGAUGUCUGCUAAAUCCAGUUAUUGUGCUUACUUAUGCCUAUAACUCCUUCCCACUUUUCAGUAGCGGGGCAGAUGAAACCUCCCAACUAAAAAGAGGGUCCUUCUGCGACCUCCAGUGUAAGCUCAGGAGAGACACACUUGACUACAACUUGUCUUUUUUUUUCAAUAGGAUGUGUGAAAAUACCUCAGGUAUUUCAGGACCUGUACAUGAGUGCAGUGGAGACAAUGCAACUUUGCCCAUAGUUAGUAGUGGGGGGCAGGAAUUAAUACUUUCUCCACAGCAUCAGUCACUGGGGUUAAUUGAAGUAAAGCCGUGUCCAGGGAGUGAAGAAGGCAAAAAGCCCGUGAUUGUUACUUAGUUCAAAGUCAUGUAUGGUCUGUACCUACACUUUCCAUGUACUUUUUUUGGUAGGUAACUUUUUUGCACUUACCUGCUUUAGCUCCAGUUCAGCAGUUGACCACAUAGAUAAAUUGUAUUCUUGACUGCACAAACCUUUUUAGAAGUAUCAGCAAUGCUUUAUGUGCAUGUAAAAUCUUAUAAAUCUGAAUUACCUGAAAACUGUUAUUGCCAAAACUGAAUCUUAUGAAUUAUCACUGUUUGUUAUGUCUUUUUAUAGUCCAGAAAUUACACUUAAAUUCUUACCAGUUUUACCGUGCCAGCUGUGAAUGUUUUGGUGCCCUUCUGGAUUCCAGAGAUUCAUACUGCCUAGCUCCUGCGUUUGAACCUGUCCUACUUGAACUUGCCUUCAGACCUUGAAAAUGUUUACGUUGCUUUUAAGGCAGUGGGCAGUUACAGGCACAAGACUGUGUCUUCAGUGUUAAAACUUGCAUAAAUUCCUUACUGUUUGUGGACAAGGAAGUGUGAUAUGGGGUGAACCUCUGAUAAUUCUUCUCACACAUGAUUGCAAUGAAUUUUGAGGCUCACUAUUCUGUGAUGGCAGAAAAGCUACUGCAUGCUUUCCCAGUUUGUAGCUUGGGAGAAGCAGAGGUAUUACCUAAUCCAGUUUCAAUGUGACUGCACUAUCUUUCAGCGCAGAUUUGAACUCUGCCCGGAGGUGCCAAUUGGUUGAAACCUAAAUGAUCUGUUAUUGUGCAAUAGAAACAUAUCACCUUUAUUCAAUCAAAGUAUGCUUGCAUGUUGAUCCACAAGAAAUUUGAUGGCUUGGCAGUGGCCUAGGGUGCAAAACCUUUCUAAACUGCUGAUUGAAACAUUCACAAUCUCCUGGUGACAACAUACUGCUCUCUGGAUGUAGUGUUUUGAAUAGCUCUGAAGUGCAAGGAAGUGGCAUGCAGUCUUAGAGCAAUCUGAUAAUCUUAAGCAUUCUCACUUUGAGAAAAACGUCUUUUACACAGCUCUUACCAGGCAGUUUGAGUUCUUAGGAAGUUAAUGAAAAACCUAAUAAUAUGUAAUAGAAAGGUGGCUUCCACUGGAAUAUCUACAGAAAGGAAAGUGAAAGUCAGUGUCUUGCUUUUUUUUUUCUUCUUUUUUUAAAAAGAUGAAUUUUUGAUGACAUACAACGUACUGUACCAGGUAGGAUUGUGCUUCUCAAGUGUUUGAAUUGAGGGGUCACUCAGCUGUUCGUAUUGUUUGUUGUUUGUGGAUAUUGGUGGAAAAAAAGAGAGUUUCUUAAUGCUUAAAAUCUUUUUUUUUGUCAGGUGCAAUGGUUUUGGGGAUACAAGGAAAGGUAUUGAUGAUGACAAGCAGUGAACAUGAGUUGCAGACGUGCUAAUCUAGGUGUCUUGUCUUUGUGUCUGCUGACACUAAGGAGCAGGUUUCUGGCUAGGUGUUUGAGUUAUUUUGUUUAGUUGUUGCAAAUUGUCUUCAAACUGUAGCUUGAAAAACUGGUACUGGGAGACAUUUCCCUGUCAAACCUUCCUUUUUCUCUUUUUCUUUGGUACUUCAUUUCCCAGAGAGAAAGAAGAGCCGUUUUCCAGCAACUAUGCUGUUUUUGCCUCCUUGCUUCAACUCCUAGAAAAGAACCAAGUGUCACAGAAAUAGUAAUUUUUCCCCAUUCCCUCUUUCCUGCUGUUGUAACCCGGGUUUGUUCCCACUUGCAAGCAAACAAGCGGUGCAGAGAGAGAGAGGGGGAGGAGUUCAGACUUACUGUGCAAAUACAUACAGAUACACUUAUCUAAAUUGAUGCCUCAUAGAGGAAGAGUCACAGAUGAAGCAAGCAGCUAAUGAUGGCUCAGUCGAAGGCUCUCCUAGUGCUGGAAAACUUUAUAGGUGGCAAAUUUAUUCCUUGUUCCUCCUACAUAGACUCCUAUAAUCCAUCCACCGGAGAUGUCUAUUGCAAGGUGCCAGACAGUGGCAAAGAAGAGGUGGAAGCUGCUGUCAAAGCUGCCAAAGAUGCCUUCCCAAUUUGGUCCUCAAAAAGUCCGUGGGAAAGAUCUCAGAUCCUGAACAAAUUGGCAGAUCUGAUUGAACAUGACCUGGAAGCGUUUGCACAAGCAGAGUCAAAGGAUCAGGGAAAAACUAUUACAUUUGCCAGAACAGUGGACAUCCCUCGAACUGUGUACAACUUCCGAUUCUUUGCCUCUUCCAUCCUUCACCACAUCACAGAGUGCACUGAGAUGGCAACCAUGGGCUGUGUGCAUUACACCUCGAGGGCACCUGUUGGAGUUGCUGGUUUAAUCAGUCCUUGGAAUUUGCCACUGUAUUUGUUGACGUGGAAAAUAGCUCCUGCCAUUGCAUGUGGAAAUACUGUGGUUGCCAAGCCAAGUGAGAUGACAUCUGUCACAGCUUGGAUGAUGUGCAAGCUCUUGGAGAAAGCAGGGAUUCCUCAUGGGGUGGUGAACAUAGUGUUCGGAACAGGCGCCAAGGCAGGAGAAGCCCUCGUCUGCCACCCUGACGUGCCUCUGGUCUCCUUCACGGGAAGCACGCUGACGGCCCAGCGGAUCACGGAGAAAAGUGCUCCACACUGCAAGCGGCUUUCACUGGAACUGGGAGGCAAAAACCCCGCCAUCAUCUUCGAUGAUGCUGACUUGAGCCAAUGCAUCCCUACUACCCUGAGGUCCAGCUUUGCCAACCAGGGUGAGAUCUGUCUCUGCACCUCCAGGAUCUUUGUUCAGAGAGGCAUAUACAGUGAGUUUUUGAAGAGGUUUGUAGCAGAGGCCAAGAAGUGGAAGACCGGGAAUCCCUCAGAUCCUACAGUCGAUGUGGGAGCACUUAUAAGUAAAGAACAUUUAGAAAAGGUAAGGAACUAUGUGAAGAAAGCCCAGGCUGAAGGAGCCAGAGUCCUCUGUGGAGAGGGAGUGGAUGCUUUGGAUCUCCCACCUGGCAACCAGAAAGGCUAUUUCAUGUUGCCCACAGUUAUUGCUGAAGUUAAGGAUGAAUCUUGUUGCAUGCAAGAAGAGAUCUUUGGUCCUGUGACAUGUGUGGUAGCAUUUGAUACAGAAGAAGAAGUGAUCAAAAGAGCCAAUGGUGUGAAAUAUGGCUUGGCAGCCACUGUGUGGUCCAGCAACGUGGGACGCGUUCACCGGGUGGCACACAGGCUACAGUCUGGAUUGGUGUGGACCAACUGCUGGCUUGUGAGAGAUCUGAACUUGCCAUUUGGUGGGAUGAAAGCCUCAGGCAUAGGAAGGGAGGGAGCAAAGGAUUCCUACGAGUUCUUCACUGAGGUCAAAACCAUCACAAUAAAGCACUGAGAUAUGUAAAAGGAAGUAUUUUAGAGUAAAAUAAAUGACAGUAAUUUGAGUUACAAGAAAUAAAUUACAGUAAUUUGAGUUACCAAAAAUGGCUCUCUAGAACACAGGCUGCUAUUGUGGCCAUCUUUUUCUUGAACUGUGGUCAAGUAAUAUCAAUGACAUCUGAAAACAGUCAUCCCAAAUGCUAAUGUUGAAGGCAGCUUUUCAUGUUGAAUGAGAAGAUCAAUGUGGACUCCACAAUCAACCCAUUCCAAGCCAGAUGACUUGCCUAUUUUAUGGAUCCUAAAGCUUUUUUGAGUAUUCGGGUCUCAAAGAUCUGUCUCUCUAAGGCAGAUUGGAGAAAGAGUGAUAUAUAACUGUACCUCUGGUUGAUGAAUCACCUUGAGGGACAAAGUGGCAAGCACAUGGUAAGGCUGAUAUUGUAAUGGCAAUCAGUCUGUUUCACUCUAUGGUCCACAUAUCAAUCCAUAUUGCACUUCACUGAUAUCAGAUAAGGACUAAUGCUAUACCACACUGAAAGCCUGAGGAACUGCCUUUAAUCUACUAAGUGGUUUUAAACCAUGGGAUCAUGAAAUUCUCAUUAUAUUCAUGGAGACAAUAAAUGUUUUAGUUAUAACCUGCUUUAUAGUAUGCAGCUGAAUAAUCCUAAUGCCUGUUCUCUAACUAUUUUGAAAUUAAAGCCUUUUUUCACUUCUA